Molecule: messenger RNA, 2224 nt
Organism: Momordica charantia (bitter melon)
Lineage: Eukaryota; Viridiplantae; Streptophyta; Magnoliopsida; Cucurbitales; Cucurbitaceae
Product: squalene synthase
Biological process (GO): farnesyl diphosphate metabolic process; lipid biosynthetic process
Cellular component (GO): endoplasmic reticulum membrane
Molecular function (GO): squalene synthase [NAD(P)H] activity
Source: RefSeq, a predicted model, not a curated record
GCCAAUAAGUCGAAUGCUUCUUAUAAUUCUUGAGGGAAAAGAAGAAAAAAAAAGGAUUAACGAAGAGAAGGAGAUUGAACAGAGACAGAUUUUUCCAUUCGAAUUUUCAUUUGGAAAUUUGGGGCCUCAAAAAAAUUUGUCAUCCAAACGCCAUUCAUCUUUGUUGUCAGGUUCCCCACCAAUUUCUGCAAAUAAAAGCCCACGUCUUUCACGUUUUUCUGCGCAAUCUCGGAUUACAGAAUCUCAACCAACAAUUUCCACAGCGAAGAAGGCAAAAAAGAGAGCCAUUGUUUUCUUUUUAAACUCCUCUGCCGGCUGCCACUCCCUCUCUCAAAACUUGCUUCUCUUCUUUUACAUAGAGAGAGAGUCAAGUUUCUGAAAACAACCCUUCAUUCAACUGCAGUAAUUGACCCCUUCCACCGGCGACAUUUGGGCUUGAAUCAUUCGGGUUCUUCUUUUCUCGCCUGCUCAUUGUCGUCGUCAAUUGCAGAAUCGGGGACCCAUUUCAGGAAUCGCGCAUUUGCUCUGCGAUUUGACCCGGUGAGAGAUCUGAAGAAGCUCUGUAGGUUUGAAAUCGGGUUGAUAGCGAGAAAUGGGCAGUUUGGGGGCGAUUUUGAGACACCCAGAUGACUUUUACCCGCUUGUGAAACUGAAAAUGGCCGCGAGGCAUGCGGAGAAGCAGAUCCCACCGGAGCCUCAUUGGGGAUUCUGCUACACCAUGCUGCAUAAGGUCUCUCGAAGUUUUGGUCUCGUUAUUCAGCAGCUUAAGCCCGAGCUUCGGAAUGCUGUAUGCAUAUUUUAUCUGGUUCUGCGAGCCCUCGACACUGUUGAGGAUGAUACAAGCAUACAAACAGAUAUCAAAUUGCCCAUUCUGAAAGCUUUUCACUGUCACAUAUAUAACCGUGAUUGGCAUUUUUCAUGUGGCACAAAGGAUUACAAAGUUCUUAUGGACCAGUUUCAUCAUGUUUCGACUGCAUUUCUAGAACUUGGAAAAGGGUAUCAGGAGGCCAUUGAGGAUAUUACGAAACGGAUGGGUGCAGGAAUGGCUAAAUUCAUUUGUAAAGAGGUAGAGACAGUUGAUGAUUAUGAUGAAUAUUGCCACUACGUAGCCGGACUUGUUGGACUAGGUUUGUCUAAGCUGUUCCAUGCUUCGAAAUUAGAGGAUUUGGCAUCUGAUUCUCUUUCAAAUUCUAUGGGAUUGUUUCUUCAGAAAACAAACAUUAUUCGAGAUUACUUGGAGGACAUCAACGAGAUACCGAAGUGUCGGAUGUUUUGGCCUCGUGAGAUAUGGAGCAAAUAUGCUGAUAAACUAGAGGAUCUUAAAUAUGAGAAGAAUUCAGACAAGGCCGUGCAAUGCCUCAAUGAUUUGGUCACCAAUGCUUUGACUCAUGCAGAGGAUUGUUUGACAUAUAUGUCUAACUUAAGAGAUCUUUCGAUAUUUCGAUUUUGCGCAAUACCUCAGAUUAUGGCGAUUGGAACUCUCGCAUUGUGCUACAACAAUGUCGAAGUCUUCAGGGGGGUAGUCAAAAUGCGGCGGGGUCUUACCGCUAAGGUCAUCGAUCGAACAAAAACGAUUGCUGAUGUGUAUGGAGCUUUCUUUGAUUUUUCUGUUAUGCUGAAGGCUAAGGUCAACAGCAGUGAUCCUAAUGCAUCUAAAACCCUGAGCAGGAUCGAAGCGAUUCAGAAAACAUGCAAGCAGUCAGGACUCUUGAACAAGAGGAAACUGUAUAUAGCAAGAAGUGAGCCAAUGUACAACCCAACUCUGAUUGUCAUACUUUUCAGCCUAUUAUGCAUCAUUCUCGCUUAUAUCUCUGCGAAACGGUUACCAGCUAACCAACCCAUAUGAGCUUCAAACUCCGGAUAUGAGUUUCAUCAGGACACGUAAACUUCACGAUAUGAUUAAGCGUCUAAGCGCCGUUAAUCUUCCUCGUACCUUUGUUUAAACAUUACAAUGGCUGUAAGUUACUGUUUGUUUAGAGAGACCAGGAAACAAGUGAGAUCCUGUAGCCUUCUAAUGGAUGUAGUGUAAUGGUAGACGUGGAAAUAAGCUGUUUCUUCUCCUUAUUUUUCUAUCUUCAAAUAAGGGAUUGAGUCUUGGAAUUGGAAUUAAAUAUCUCUUUAUAGCAUAUAGUUACAGUGAACGAAUGAGAUGCACUCACUAAUAAUGUAAUGUUCUCUGUUUAAUUACUGUCUUAAUGUAAUGGUGAUUGUUUAUUUACUGUAA